UUUUUCGCAACAUCCUGCAGGCGAGGCGUGUCCGAGGUGCUUGUUGUUAUUGCUUGGUUGGAAUGUCGCCUCCAGGAAACUGACUCAUCUCCGUGUGCCUUAUGCAGUGCCGCUAGCAUGGAGGCGCCCCUGUCCGUGGUGCUGGUGUGCGUGUCCGUGUGUGUCCGUGUUGCCAGGGCCGAGGGGACCUACGAAACAUAUAAGCUGGACUCCUUCAGAUUGUGUGGUAGUGGUAAGGAGUCUGGCUCCUUCUACAUCAGGCCAUGGAAGGCUGCUAUACUCACCUUUGGCAACCCACCCGACAGCAACUUACCCCCACCUGGACGGGACAUUCAUGAGUGUAAAGUAUCUAUAACAACACAGAAGGACUUUGGUCUGGGAGCUGUGGUUCAGGACUUGAGCAUCAAGGCAACACUCAAUAAGCACACCAAUGGAUGGGAGUGUGAUGGCGACUACAUCCAGAUUAGUACUGCUGGGACAUCAACUAUUUCCAAGCUUUUAGGUCUCUUGAGUGUUGACUUUAAGAGCAAGAAAACUCAAGAACUCUGUGGAAAGCGAACAGGAAAACCAAGGUUCUCUGAAGUUGGCUCCAAUGCUGAUGUCUUUUCCACACUUGCUCAUAACAUUGACGUGGAAUUCCACCAAGCAUUAAGGAAGACUACACCAGUUAAUAAUUCAUUCAGGAUUGUUAUCACCACCUUCAAGCACAUCAAAGAAGUUGCAUUUUCAGAUGCUUGCCAGGGGCAGUACCAGUGCAGAGGCUCAGAGAAUUACUGCAUCAACCCAGAGUAUGUAUGUGACUCGAACUACAACUGUGCUGUGCCAUUAGGAGGAGGCGAUGAGCUCAAGUGCAAAGAUCCUGAAUUAUACCACCCAGUAUUUUCCACUACAACCACCAUAAUCACUGCGUUGGCUGCCAUAGUUGGUGGUGGCUUCUUACUUGGCUGCAUCAUUACUCUGGUCAAGAAGAUGCAUUCCCGAAGGUCCUCACAGUCCAGGUCUGUUACACCUAGGCCAGGGCUGCUGUCUGAUGUGUCUGCCCCACCCAUGCAGCGACAGCACACUCUUCCCCCUUACGAGGCAGUAGUGAUGGCUGAUGCUGACCCUAGCUGGAAGAGCAGCCCCCUAGACCCCCUUCCACCUGGUGAACUCCCUCCCAACUAUGAGUCCCUCUUCCCUGAUGGACCACCUAAGAGCCAGAGUGCACCUCCCACAGCCCCCUCCCCAGUUCCUUCAACCAAUAACCAGCCCACUGCUCCCAACAUUGAAGACAAUCAGCCUGAACAAAGAUCAAGUGCUGCCACUGUAUCAGUUUCAGAUUCAUGAACCCACUGUGCCAAAAUGUAUAUUAGUAUAUUUUAAUGGUACAGAUUUUAUGAAUGGGAGAACUCAGGAUAGGGAUUUAUACUCAAAUAUUUCAUAGACAUAUUGAAUGUCACUUUUUUUUUAUUUUUAGGUAGUUAAUAUUUUUUUUCCAUGAUGUACUACUUUUGAGGUGAUCUGAAUGUCAUACCUCACAGAAUGAAGGAAAGAUGACAUCCAUUGAUUUUAUUGGCAUAAUUUAAGUUUUAUAUUGACAUAAAGGUAUUUCAGUAGAAGAAA
Eriocheir sinensis (Chinese mitten crab) is the source of this 1602-nucleotide messenger RNA. RefSeq lists its product as uncharacterized. The record is from RefSeq and is a predicted model, not a curated record. The transcript is spliced from 8 exons. Lineage: Eukaryota; Metazoa; Arthropoda; Malacostraca; Decapoda; Varunidae. The coding region runs from base 118 to 1326 and encodes 402 amino acids. Gene Ontology annotation, molecular function: protein binding.